UGCAUCCCUCUCAGAUUAAAGAAACUGCAAUCCCCAUGUCCCGAAGCAACCGCAUAUCACUCCAUCGCGUCCUGCCCACGGACGCGUCCGUCCUGGCGACAAUUCACAACAAUGCCUUCCCCGAUGAUAAUUUCCUCAAGCUUAUAUACGGCCCUCCAGAGGAAAAUAUUGUAGGCUUGGCCAAAGAACUUGAACAAACCAUCCGUGACAACCCCAACGCUCGGUUCCUAAAGGCCGUAGAUAAUGAGUCUGGAAGCAUCGUGGGUUGGUCGUGGUGGAGUAUCUACCGCGAUGCGGAGACCCAUAUAAAAGCGACGGAAGAUGCACUGAAGAAGAGUACUACGCCGCCGCCGGGAUCGAGAUGCCCGCAGGCGUAUGUGGAUUAUCGUCGUAUGGUCGUGCAGAAGCGGGAGAAGUGGAUCGGGGGCAAAGCGGUUGCCAUCCUGCAAGUCUUGGUGGUUCUUCCCGAGUACCAAGGUCGUGGAAUCGGAACCAAAUUACUGAUGACUGGGGUUCAAGAAGCGAAGGAUCUACGUUUACCGGCGUGGUUGGAGGCUUCGCCGGCUGGGUAUGCGGUUUACAAGAAUUGUGGGUUCCAUGAUGUCGGCGAGAGUCUUGAUUUUGACUUGGUCAAGUAUGGUGCCGUGGGUGGGAGGCAGGGGUAUUGUAUGUUGAUGGACCAUGAUGGUACGAGUUGAAGCGCGACCGGGCUCUGUUUUCGUAUUCAUUUGUUUUUUUGCAAUCCUCAUUUUGAAGUUAAUGAUUUUGUUUUUACUGUUCAAAAUAGUAUACCAUGUAAGGUGCCAGGCUUCCUUGGGCGGGUGAUGAGAUAACAUAUGGAACCUUCCCAAGGAUGCUGCUUC
Molecule: messenger RNA, 863 nt
Organism: Aspergillus alliaceus
Lineage: Eukaryota; Fungi; Ascomycota; Eurotiomycetes; Eurotiales; Aspergillaceae
Product: GNAT family N-acetyltransferase
Exons: 2
Coding region: 36-698 (220 amino acids)
Molecular function (GO): acyltransferase activity, transferring groups other than amino-acyl groups
Source: RefSeq, a predicted model, not a curated record